Molecule: messenger RNA, 653 nt
Organism: Salmo salar (Atlantic salmon)
Lineage: Eukaryota; Metazoa; Chordata; Actinopteri; Salmoniformes; Salmonidae
Source: RefSeq, a predicted model, not a curated record
AUGGGAGCCAAAACUAAACGAUACCACGGCCAGGAUUGUAUCUGCAUUUUACCUGCUCACUAUAACUACAACGUUGCUAGCAGUAGUCAGUUACAAAAACAACACCUUGUUGAAGAAGAAGGAAGGAGAGGAAGAAGAGGGAGGAAGGAUGGAAGGAAGGAAGGGUGGAAGGAAGAAAGGAAGAAAGGAAGGAAGGUCGCCUGUGGACAUCCUCUCCGCAGCACAAUGUCUUGUGCUGUCUACUUAGAUGGAAACGCCACGCCAAAGUCCAUGAGCAGAGCCAAACGAUGGACUGACGAGGUGGAGAACUUAUACCGAUUCCAACAGGCAGGCUACAGAGAUGAACUGGAAUACAAACAAGUAAAGCAAGUUGACUUGAUCGACAGGUGGCCUGAGACUGGCUUUGUAAAGAAGCUUCAGCGUCGAGACAACACAUUCUAUUACUACAACAGAAAAAGAGAAUGUGAAGACAGGGAAGUCCAUAAAGUGAAGGUCUAUGCAUAUUAAGGUCAGGAAGUGUCCAGCGAUCUCUCUUUUCCAUUUCGAAUAUCUUUUUGACAUGGUUUUUAAGAAGACGUCUGUAGGAAGGAAGGCAACACCAUCCCAGCUGUGGAAUGUAGACCAGUUCACUGAAUAAAGGCUGUGAGGCUGAA